This is a messenger RNA of Anopheles aquasalis, 3881 nucleotides long. RefSeq names its product major facilitator superfamily domain-containing protein SP1173. NCBI's taxonomy places the organism in Eukaryota, Metazoa, Arthropoda, Insecta, Diptera, Culicidae. Gene Ontology annotation, cellular component: membrane. The record is from RefSeq and is a predicted model, not a curated record.
CUAUUGUUUUUAGUGUAGUUUUCCUUUUCGUUGACGCACACGUGCAUAGUAGUCCCGUGAAUCAUUGCGUGUCCCGGUUUGUGGAGCGUGUUUGUGUGGAAGUACUUACUCAUCAUCAUCGUACGCUGUCCUGAUUCCGAUUCUCCAACGCGACCGAAAACGACGACGACGACGCGGAGAACACGCAAAGUCCAUUCGCUUAAGUUAACACAGCGGUGGCCGUUCCAGGCCAUCCAGAAAUGCUGAGCGUUAUCGUCCAGUGAAGCAGCAGCUCGCUUUUAUGGCUCCUCAUUCUCGUUUACGUCCCGUUCCAAGGUCCUAGUAGUUCUAGUGAGUGUUUAAUUAAAAUCAUCUACAAAGACAGAGAAGCAGAGAGAGAGAGAGAGAUAGAGAGAGAGAAAGAGAGUGUUAGUGUAGUGGACGGAACGUAUCGUGUUCAGUGGAGUGGAGUCGGAGCAAGCAGUCCUCUAGUCCCCGCAGCAAAAUGGGUGCGGCACCUGCCAAGAAGUCGAAGGUCAACAGGAACCUCAUAUCCCUGAAGAUUGUCCUAUUUCUGUUCUACGGCGCCCUAGGAUGUUUACAUCCGUACCUGCAGAAGCACAUGACCCUGACCGGGCUGAACUACUACGAGUCGCAGCUGGUAACGCUGAUUGCACCGCUCGUGGCAAUCCUUGGACCGCUAGUGAUUGCUCCGCUGGUGGACCGGCUGGCCGGGCGUGCCGGUGCCUCCUUCGGAAAGCGCCUCCGUCUACUGGCCUCACUCUGCAUGAUCCUUUCGGUUGUCCUCUACUCGGUGCUGUUCUUUGUGGUACCGCGCGUCGAACGGGAAGAAUCGAGCCGCUCUUCGGUGAGCUUCGCCUGCGACUACGAAGGGGCCAUCAUCUUCCAGCAGCGCUGCAGCGAGGAACGUACCUGUUACCAGUGGAAACGGGAAAAGAUUGGCAGCCUGACGCUCACCAACUGCUCCUACACGUGCCAGAAACCGGUCGAGUUCGAGAACCUGAACCAUCCGUACACCAAGGGCAUCGUGUUGCCCUCGUCGACCGAAAGUUCGCUCGAGGAUGAGGAUUAUGAUCUGAACGAGGAACCGUUACCGGCCCCGGAUAACUUCAAGCUGGAAGCGACUGAAGUGGAGGUAGACAAAACGCCAAUUCCGGUGCCGCACAUCUGUGAGCACAAGGGUGACCGGGAACGGGAACUGUGCCACGCGUACACGGCGGCCGCUACCUCCCUCAAGUUGGCCACCGUUCUGCGGAGUGCGGUGAACGAGGAGAACGAAACGCACAGUGCCGAGUGGUGCCGGUAUCCGCUCGAUGGGUUCUCUUGUGACAUUCCGGAGAAGCAGAUCAUCUGGAUGAAGCUGCUGACCAACUCGUCCAACUGUACGCCCAAGGUGGAGUGCGAAGUUAGCGAUCCGUACGAUGACGCGAACAGUGUGCUGGCGGAGAGUGUCUGCAUGAGGAUCGUCGGUGAUCCGGAGCUGACGUUCUGGUCCUACCUGGCGCUUCGCUCAUUCGGUGACGCUUUCCUGCUGGCCGUGAUCGUACUGUUGAACGCGGCGACCAUCAUCGCGACACGGGAAACCUCGAGCGGACGCGGUGACUUUGGACGGCAGAUCGUGUGGGGUGCGAUCGGAUGGGCGAUCUCGUACUUUGCCCUGGCCUGGUUCCUGGAGACGUACUAUGGAUUCGUGGUGCUAGCGUUGCUGGCCGCUCUCGUGCUGCUCGUCUCUGCCGGUAUGCCGUUGACACCGCCGGAGAUGUGGUGGCACACCAAGUGUGGCAUGGUGGCGAUCCCAAUGUCCGCUAUCCGUCGGUACGGGCCCGAAUCGGCCGGUCUCUGUCUGGUGACACUCCUCCUUGGUACGUUCUGGGCCGCGCUCGACAACUACGAGGGUGUGCUGGUAAAGACGUACGACAUCCAUCCGGUGGCCGAAGAUUACUAUGGGCAGGUGUGGAGUGCGUUCGUCGUGCUCGGUGCCUUGUCCACCAUACCGGUCCUUUGGUACGCCGAGAAGAUUGUGGAUUUCUGUGGCCACUCGAACAUUCUGAUCACCGCGUUCACUACGUUUAUCCUGCGCUUCGCUUUGCUCGCUUCCUGUGACGUGGCUUGGUGGCGCGUGAUCAUCGACUUCCUCUAUCCGGUCACACUCGGACUCACCUGGUUGACGAUCGUGUUCUACAUGCGGCACAUUAUCCCACGUCGACUCAUCACUACCGGGCAGGCGCUGCCCGUGAUCUUCCACUUCUGUCUCGGUCGCUUCAUCGGUGCACUGAUCGGAAUGUGGACGCAGAUCGAUCAUCUGAUCAUCACCUUCCAGGUGCUUGCCAUUACGGCCUGUGUCGUGUCCGUCGUGUACUUCCUGCUGUACCACCUGGUGCUGGCACCGCGCUGUGCCGCCCGGCUCAACCAUGAACCUUCGGCAUCGGCCCUCAACAUCACCGCACCGGAUGGGGGUGCGAGUGCGCCAACGAAUGGACAGCAGCAGCCGACGCAGAAGAACGGAAGCUAUCAACCGCUGCGGAUCUACCACAACUACCGUGGCCGCAAGGGACACUUCCGCUACUAGGUUCCUUGCUUUCUGCGUUCUCUACCACCCCUAGUCCCGUCUCCCUCCAUACUACCCACGCCCGUCUAGCACAGUUGAUCUGUAUCGAUCUUUUGGUACCAAAAAAAAAAGAAGCAAACUGCAAUGAACUGCGGGAAAUUCUACUCCACAGUGUCCCCAGAGUGUGUUUUGGGACCUGCGCGACACUGCGAUCUAGCCUAUUUAUUGAACGCGGAUAGGGUAGGUGAUUGACGAUCGAAAAAAGAUGGGGGCGCCUCGGAACAAAUUCGCUUUUUAUAGUUUAGUGUAGUGUAAAUUCGAAAACAAAACAACUCAGUUAGAAACAACAGCAAAAAUCCCCCUUUUUCCCGAACGUCUGAACGUCCUUUUUCCUAUUCUGAGAUCCUUAAUUUGUCCUACACCACACGCGCGUGUUCGUUGGCUCUAUGUUAAGGUAAACAUUUCCGUUAUACUUUUUUUUCUGUUCGUUUUAAUUACUUCGUACAACGAUAGGAUUACGGGCGAUUCAGCGAUCGCGAAACGGCAACAAAUGGCCGAGUGCCGAAACGACGAAGGAAGAACUUUUGGGAGUAAGAAAGAAAUCUCGAAUACGCUUAUCCGUUCUUGGCCGCAUGCGCAUCUUCACAGUCACAUCCACAACAUAAUUCCAUGGAUUAUGCUGCCAAUUUCCGUUUACGAUCGGCGAUACGCAGAAAAAGAACGGAGAAGAUAGGAAGUGAGGUUCAGAAAACCAAUUACUCAAUCUCAAACCAGUUAAAAUACGCGCGAUCGUUACGUGAUCAUUCGAAACCACUGCGCUAUGCAGUGGCAGCCUUACAUGUUACAAACCGUUAAACAAAUGGAUAACGCCUCGGAUAGCUCUUAAUCAGCUUACCCAAUCAGACUACAAUCAGGAUCCGCCUUAAUCGAACUAUUUCGCCUAGGAGCGAACUACGAAUCACGACUAGUAUACCGACCUAUUACAAAUACCCAUAGAGAGAGAGAGAGAGAGAGAGAGAGAGAGAGAGAGAGAGAGAGAAGAGACAAAGGAAAACAAAACAAAUUACCCGCAAGUAGUGAAAAGAAAAAGGUCGCCCGAAAAGCUGUGCACGAUUGCCUUAAACGUCGGAAUUGGAAUGGAUGUUCCCCCCUCCCCCUCGGAAGUGUCUUCAGAAUCUCAUCAAAAAGCGAGUAUCACAAUCGGCGACGCAUGAUGUGUGAUUCUACUUCUCUACUUCUUCUUCUCUCGCAGCUACUAACUGUUAACUAGUAACACUCAGAGCAUUAUAUUUGUAAAUAAAUCUAAGCAAUAUUUAAACGAAAUUGCCAACUA